CGCGCGCGGGGGACUCGGCGCGCCCCCGCCCCGUGACGUCAUCGCGGCGCGCCGCGGGAGGGCAGCGCGGGCAUGGCGGCGGCGCGGGGCGGGCGGUGUCUCCUCGCGGCCCUGCGGCGCUCCGGGCCCGCGCCCCGGCUGCGCCCGCCCGCAGCAAAAGGAGCAGCAUGUCUGCAAAGACAAAUUCUCCCCCGCUGGAGCCUCCAGCACAACGUUCCUGCCUCCAGCAUUGCUGCUGUCAGGAUGUACAGCACACAGACAGCAGAGAGCAAGGAGGAGGAGCCCCUGCACACCAUCAUCAGCAACACAGAGAACGUGAAAGGUGCAGCCUCUAAACAUGAGUUCCAGGCUGAAACAAAGAAACUGCUGGACAUUGUUGCCCGUUCCCUGUACUCAGAGAAAGAGGUGUUCAUCCGGGAGCUGAUCUCCAACGGCAGCGAUGCGCUGGAGAAGCUGCGGCACCGCCUGAUGACAGAAGGGAAGGCCCUGCCAGAGCUGGAGAUCCACCUGCAGACAGACAGUGGAAAGGGAACCAUCACCAUCCAGGACACGGGUAUUGGGAUGACCCAGGAGGAGCUGGUUUCUAACCUUGGUACCAUUGCUCGAUCAGGCUCAAAGGCUUUUCUAGAAGCUCUGCAGAGCCAAGCUGAAGCCAGCAGUAAAAUCAUCGGCCAGUUUGGAGUGGGUUUCUAUUCAGCCUUCAUGGUGGCUGAUAAAGUGGAGGUGUUCUCACAGUCAGCAGAGCCAGGCAGCCCGGGCUACCACUGGUCAUCUGAUGGUUCAGGGAUGUUUGAGAUUGCAGAAGCAUCUGGGGUCAGAACUGGGACUAAGAUUAUUAUACACCUCAAAGAAGACUGCAAAGAGUUUGCAAAUGAAGACCGAGUCAAGGAGGUGGUGACAAAAUACAGCAACUUCAUCAGCUUCCCCCUGUACCUCAAUGGGAGAAGAAUUAACACAUUACAGGCUCUGUGGAUGCUGGAGCCCAAGGACAUCGGCGAGUGGCAGCACGAGGAGUUUUACCGCUUCAUAGCGCAGGCUUACGACAAGCCCCGCUACGUCCUGCACUACAAGACCGACGCUCCCCUCAACAUCCGCAGCAUCUUCUACGUGCCCGAGCAAAAGCCAUCCAUGUUUGACAUCAGCAGGGAAAUGGGCUCCAGCGUUGCCCUCUACAGUCGCAAAAUCCUCAUCCAAACCAAAGCUGCAGACAUCCUGCCUAAGUGGCUGCGCUUCCUUAGAGGUGUUGUGGACAGUGAGGAUAUACCCCUGAAUCUCAGCAGGGAGCUUCUGCAGGAGAGUGCCCUGAUCAGGAAGCUCCGUGAUGUUUUGCAGAAGAGGUUGAUCAAGUUCUUCAUUGACCAGAGCAAGAAGGACCCUGAGAAAUAUGCCAAAUUCUUUGAGGAGUACGGGGUAUUCAUGAGAGAGGGGAUUGUCACGAUAGCAGAGCAGGACGUCAAGGAGGACAUAGCAAAGCUGCUGCGUUACGAGUCGUCGGCGCUGCCCGCGGGGCAGCUGACCAGCCUGAGCGACUACGGCUCGCGCAUGAAGGCCGGCAGCAGGAACAUCUACUACCUGUGUGCCCCCAACCGGCACCUGGCCGAGCACUCGCCCUACUUCGAGGCCAUGAAGAAGAAGGACAUGGAGGUGCUGUUCUGCUAUGAGCAGUUUGAUGAGCUGACACUCUUGCACCUCCGGGAGUUUGACAAGAAGAAGCUGAUCUCUGUGGAGACAGACAUUGUUGUUGAUCACUAUAAGGAAGAGAAGUUUGAGGAGAGCCGCCCAGCUGGAGAACGUCUGACAGAGAAGGAGGCUGAGGAUCUGAUGGCCUGGAUGAGGAAUGCCUUAGGCUCUCGAGUCACUGGGGUGAAGGUGACCACGCGGCUGGACACGCACCCUGCCAUGAUCACCGUGCUGGAGAUGGGCGCCGCCCGCCACUUCCUGCGCAUGCAGCAGCUGGCCAAGACCCAGGAGGAGCGAGCCCAGCUCCUGCAGCCCACCCUGGAGAUCAACACAGGGCAUGCUCUGAUUAAGAAGCUCAGCGAGCUGAAGGACAGUCAGCCUGAUCUGGCCCAGAUGUUGCUCGACCAGAUUUAUGAGAAUGCCAUGAUUGCAGCAGGGCUGAAUGAGGAUCCCAGGCCAAUGGUGAACCGGCUGAACGAACUCCUCACCAGAAUCCUGGAGAGGAACUGAGCCCGAAGGACUGAAGGAUGAACUCUGUGCUGAUCUCUUGCCUCAGGCACAGCCAUUCUCAGAAGCUGCUUGCAGGCACUGUCCAGCACAGGUUCCUGGGCAGAGGGCAGGGACAGUGCUGGGGACAUCCAGCCCUCCCUGACGGGGAGGAGCCACCUGUAAUUAUCAGAUGCCACAUCAUCAGCUUGUUCAAAGUGCAGUGCUCUUAGUGGGGACAAAAUCCAGAGGUUGUUGCUUAAAUAAUGUGCCCAAAUUUCUGACAUGAGCCCGAAGAGCCUCAUUUCAUACUGUUUCUAAAAAUGGCCUUUCUCAAAACAGAUGUUGGCAGCAAGAUUCCCAGUUAGGUCUGUGAAUACACCCCCCUAUCCACAAAAUCCCUGCUCACCUUUGUGCUCUGAACAAGCACUGGAAAAAUCAAUUAAUUAGUUAAGAAACCUCCAGGUCUGACCAGGCAGGAGGAGUUUGCUGGCAUGGAGACAGCUUUGGCAGACACAGAUACUGUUGGUGGAACAUGUCAGUGCAAUCCCAUGGCAGCAAAGAUCACUGAGCUGCUGGAUAAGUGAAUUCAUCAUGGUCCUGUGGUAAAAGGGAAGUAACUGGGAGGCAGCUUUCUACUGUCUGGCUUUCUGGAGAGUCUGUGGCAUAAACUGCACACCUAGCUGAUCUGUAUUUAUGAUAAAUAAACAGUUCUUAUUUUCCAGACAUCCCCCCA
Molecule: messenger RNA, 2902 nt
Organism: Motacilla alba alba
Lineage: Eukaryota; Metazoa; Chordata; Aves; Passeriformes; Motacillidae
Gene: TRAP1
Product: TNF receptor associated protein 1
Exons: 18
Coding region: 73-2190 (705 amino acids)
Biological process (GO): protein folding
Cellular component (GO): mitochondrial inner membrane
Molecular function (GO): protein kinase binding; ATP binding; ATP hydrolysis activity
Source: RefSeq, a predicted model, not a curated record